GUGGAUGUGUCUACAGAACUGCCAGCUGGAAGGAGGUGGCACGGGAACUCCCGGGUGAUACUCUCGGCCUCACACCCGUGGGGAUGGUGCCAAAGACGCUGCAGGGAUCCCCGAGGCUGGGCAAGCUAGAGGAAGGACGAACACCCCCAGAUGUAGCCAGGACCUCUCCUGGCAUCGCCCUCGGCCCUGAGUUUCCUCGCCAGUCAGCAAGUAGGAGCUGGACGCUUCCCAAGCAGUACGGCAAAAGGGAGGGGCAUUGCAAGGAUGACCCGGGGAGGGGUACCCAGGCCCACAAACAAAAGAAAUGGGUUCUGCUCACGGUGCCCGAGGAGUGGGUGGCACGGAAAGUGGACGCUAGUCCCGCCCGGGAGAUGGCCCAGGAUCCAGGCGACACGCACAGGGCGUCGCACGCGGGAGCCGGCGGGAGGGGUGGGCGCGAGCGCGCGCGGGGUCUCACGCGGAAGGGAGGCGCGGCGCGCAUGCUCAAUCCCACACCUCACCGGGCGGGGCGGGAGACCCGGGCUCCUAGGCGGGGGGAGGAGCGCUCGCGCAGCCGCCCCUGACAGGAGCGGGCUCGGCGGCUGCUGCAGCGCUCAGCGCCGGGGCCCUGCCGGAGCCGGGUCUAGCAUGUGCCGCGGCUCCCCGGCGGCGGCGGCUCCUCUGCAGCAACGGCAGCAGCAGCGGCCGCCAUGGCCAAGCCCAGCGCGGAGCUCACCCGCGAGCUGCAAGACAGCAUCAGAAGGUGCUUAAGCCAAGGGGCUGUGCUCCAACAACAUCGGGUGAAGCUGGAGACGAAGCCCAAGAAGUUUGAGGAUCGAGUUCUGGCCCUGACCUCCUGGCGCCUCCACCUCUUCCCCCUUAAAGUCCCAGCCAAGGUGGAGAGCUCCUUCAAUGUCCUAGAAAUCCGCGCCUUCAAUACGCUCAGUCAGAACCAGAUCCUAGUGGAGACAGAGCGUGGCCUGGUGAGCAUGCGGCUCCCAUCGGCUGAGAGUGUGGACCAGGUGACACGACAUGUGAGCUCUGCCCUCUCCAAGGUCUGCCCUGGCCCUGGGUGUCUAAUCCGUCGUGGAAAUGCUGACACCCCAGAAGGGCCCCGAGACACGUCCCCUAACUCUGAGACUUCCACAUCGACCACUCACAGUGUCUGUGGUGGCUUCUCCGAGACCUAUGCUGCCCUGUGUGACUACAAUGGACUGCACUGCCGUGAGGAGGUGCAAUGGGAUGUGGACACCAUCUAUCAUGCCGAGGAUAACCGGGAGUUCAAUCUUUUGGAUUUCAGCCACUUGGAAAGCCGAGACUUGGCCCUAAUGGUGGCAGCCCUGGCCUACAACCAGUGGUUCACCAAACUCUACUGCAAGGAUCUGCGGCUGGGCUCUGAAGUGUUAGAACAGGUGCUACAUACCCUGAGCAAGUCGGGGAGCCUCGAAGAGCUGGUGCUGGACAAUGCCGGGCUUAAGACGGACUUUGUCCAGAAGCUGGCCGGGGUGUUUGGGGAGAACGGGAGCUGUGUGCUGCAUGCCCUCACUCUGUCCCACAACCCCAUCGAGGACAAGGGUUUCCUCAGUCUGAGUCAACAGCUCCUCUGCUUCCCCACUGGCCUCACCAAACUGUGCCUGGCCAAGACUGCCAUUUCCCCUCGAGGGCUCCAGGCACUGGGCCAGACCUUCGGGGCCAACCCAGCCUUUGCCAGCUCCCUUCGAUACCUGGACCUGAGCAAGAACCCUGGGCUGCUCGCCACAGAUGAGGCCAAUGCCCUCUACAGUUUCCUGGCCCAGCCUAAUGCUCUGGUGCACCUGGACCUGGCAGGAACCGACUGCGCCAUUGACUUGCUGUGCUCCUGGCUGAAUCCACCAAGAGGAAAGGAUUCUUCCCCUGACUUGAACAAGGCACCUUAUGAGCCCCUAAUGGCUCGCUCUGGCUUUACACAUUCACUGCCUCUUCUGGGAGCCCUGCUCCAUGGCUGCUGUUCCCACCUAACCUACCUCAACCUGGCACGCAACAGCUGCUCCCACAGGUGUGAGCACAAAGGGCACAAGGAGGGAUGGGGUGAGCCAUGGGCAUCCCCCUCCCUUGCUGACCCCGGGAGUCUCUGCAGGAAGGGCCGAGAGGCCCCGCCGGCCUUCAAGCAGUUCUUCAGCAGCGCCUACACACUGAGCCACGUCAACCUGUCGGCCACGAGGCUGCCCCUGGAGGCCCUCAGGGCACUGCUCCAGGGCCUCUCCCUCAACAGUCACCUCAGUGAUCUGCACCUGGACCUCAGCAGCUGUGAGCUCCGCUCAGCAGGAGCCCAGGCUUUGCAGGAGCAGCUGGGGGCUGUCACCUGUGUGGGCAGCCUGGAUCUGUCAGACAAUGGGUUCGACUCGGACCUCCUGACACUGGUGCCCGCACUUGGCAAGAACAAGUCCCUCAAGCACCUGUUCCUGGGCAAGAACUUCAAUGUCAAGGCCAAGACCCUGGAGGAGAUCCUCCACAAGCUGGUGCAACUGAUCCAAGAAGAGGACUGUUCCCUGCAGUCACUGUCAGUGGCAGACUCAAGGCUGAAGCUCCGCACCAGCAUCCUCAUCAAUGCCCUGGGCAGCAACACCUGCCUGGCUAAGGUGGAUCUGAGUGGCAAUGGCAUGGAGGACAUCGGGGCCAAGAUGCUGUCUAAGGCCCUGCAGAUAAACUCCUCCCUCAGAACCAUCCUAUGGGAUCGAAACAACACAUCUGCCCUGGGCUUUCUGGACAUCGCAAGGGCCCUGGAGAGCAACCACACACUGCGCUUCAUGUCCUUCCCCGUGAGUGACAUCUCCCAAGCCUACCGCAGCGCCCCGGAGCGCACCGAGGAUGUCUGGCAGAAGAUCCAGUGGUGCUUGGUGAGGAACAACCACUCCCAGACAUGCCCUCAGGAGCAGGCCUUCAGGCUGCAGCAGGGCCUGGUGACCAGCAGCGCCGAGCAAAUGCUGCAGCGGCUGUGUGGCCGGGUGCAGGAGGAGGUUCGGGCCCUGAGGCUGUGCCCCCUGGAGCCUGUGCAGGAUGAGCUGCUUUAUGCUCGGGACCUGAUCAAGGACGCCAAAAACUCACGGGCGCUGUUUCCCAGCCUCUAUGAGCUGGGCCAUGUGCUGGCCAAUGACGGGCCUGUACGGCAGAGGCUGGAGUCAGUUGCCAGUGAGGUGUCCAAGGCUGUGGACAAGGAACUGCAGGUGAUCCUGGAGUCGAUGGUCAGCCUUACACAGGAGUUAUGUCCUGUGGCCAUGCGAGUGGCUGAGGGACACAACAAGAUGCUGAGCAAUGUGGCUGAGCGCGUCACUGUGCCCCGGAACUUCAUCCGAGGGGCGCUGCUGGAGCAGGCAGGACAGGACAUUCAGAACAAGCUGGAUGAAGUAAAGCUCUCAGUCGUCACCUACUUGACCAACUCCAUAGUGGACGAGAUCCUGCAGGAGCUGUACCACUCCCACAAGAGCCUGGCCCGGCACCUGGCCCAGCUAAAGACACUAUCAGAUCCACCAUCGGGGCCAGGCCAAGGGCAGGAUCCGUCCUCCCGGGGCCGAGGCCGGAACCAUGACCAUGAGGAGACCACAGAUGAUGAACUUGGGACCAACAUCGACACCAUGGCCAUCAAAAAGCAGAAACGCUGCCGCAAGAUCCGGCCAGUGUCCGCCUUCAUUAGUGGGAGCCCUCAGGACAUGGAAAGCCAGCUGGGGAGCCUGGGGAUCCCCCCUGGCUGGUUCUCAGGACUCGGAAGCAGCCAGCCCACAGGCAGUGGCUCCUGGGAGGGUCUAUCCGAGCUGCCCACUCAUGGCUAUAAACUAAGGCAUCAAACACAAGGCAGGCCUCGGCCCCCCAGGACCAUACCUCCAGGACCUGGUCGGCCCAGUCAGGUGCCAAUAACUGGGACCCGACAGGAGAAUGGGAUGGCCACCCGCCUGGAUGAGGGGCUGGAGGAUUUUUUCAGCCGAAGGGUCAUGGAUGAAAGCUCCAGCUACCCCCGGACUCUGCGGACCCUGCGGCCAGGCCUCUCAGAGCCACCACUGCCUCCACUCCAGAAGAAGAGACGCAGAGGCCUGUUUCACUUUCGCCGGCCCCGGAGCUUCAAGGGGGAUAGGGGACCAGGGUCCCCCACCACUGGGCUCCUCCUCCCUCCUCCCCCACCCCCACCCCCAACUCAGGAGAGCCCCCCAAGCCCAGAUCCCCCCAGCCUUGGCAAUAAUUCCUCCCCCUGUUGGAGCCCAGAGGAGGAGAGCGGCCCCCUCCCUGGAUUUGGGGGGAGCCGGGGGCCUUCCUUCCGCAGGAAGAUGGGCACUGAGGGGGCAGAGCCAGGGGAGGGGGGCCUGGCCCCUGGGACGGCACAGCAGCCAAGGGUCCAUGGUGUUGCCCUUCCUGGGUUGGGAAGAGCCAAGGGUUGGAGCUUCGACGGGAAACGAGAGGGUACAGGCCCAGACCUGGAGGGCAGUGUCCAGGCUUGGCAGAAACGGCGCUCUUCAGACGAUGCAGGGCCGGGAGCCUGGAAGCCCCCACCACCACCCCAAAGCACCAAGCCAAGCUUCAGCGCCAUGCGCCGAGCAGAAGCCACAUGGCACAUAGCUGAGGAGAGUGCCCCCAACCACAGCUGCCAGAGCCCCAGCCCAGCCUCUCAGGACGGGGAGGAGGAAAAGGAGGGGGCCCAAUUCCCAGAGAGGACCGUUCCCACUAGGAAUGCCAAGCUGCAGGACCCCCCUUUAGCUUCACGGGCCCCCAAGCCAGUGGCUGUGCCCCGGGGCCGCCGGCCCCCCCAGGAGCCAGGGGGCAGGGAGGAGGCUGAGGCUGGGGGUGCAGUCCUAGGAAUGAACAAGCCCCGGCUGAGGCUGGGCUCACAGCAGGAUCAAGAGGAGACCGAGGUCCAAGGGCCCCCAGAUCCAGGCCGCCGGACUGCCCCCCUGAAGCCCAAGAGGACGCGGCGGGCACAGUCCUGUGACAAGCUGGAGCCUGACAGAAGGCAGCCCCCUGACCCCACAGCAGGAACCAGUGAGCCAGGAACAGACUGACAGCCGCUACAGCACCCUGCCCAGCCCUCCUCUCAACAUGUGCCUCACAAGGACUCAGACCCCCACCCACCCCCCACACCUCCAGGCCCCUCUGCCAGCCCAUCCCCCAGGGGCAGGAUGGCAGGAUGAGGCCUGGGGACAGGAGGUGGGGGACAGGAUGGGAGGGAGCAACCUGGAGAGAGGGAGGCAGAGCUUGGGGCAGGGCCGUCUCCUCGCCUGGAAGGGCAGAUCUGUCCCUCUAUCCCCAGGGACUCUCUCCCUCCUUGUAUAGAAUAAAAAAAACAAAAUCAC
Acinonyx jubatus (cheetah) is the source of this 5294-nucleotide messenger RNA. RefSeq names its product capping protein regulator and myosin 1 linker 3 (gene CARMIL3). The record is from RefSeq and is a predicted model, not a curated record. Gene Ontology annotation, molecular function: protein binding. Gene Ontology annotation, biological process: regulation of Arp2/3 complex-mediated actin nucleation; cell migration. Gene Ontology annotation, cellular component: lamellipodium; plasma membrane. Bases 690 to 5003 code for a protein of 1437 amino acids. The transcript is spliced from 40 exons. Lineage: Eukaryota; Metazoa; Chordata; Mammalia; Carnivora; Felidae.